AUAUAUAUAUAUAUAUUCGUUUCCUUUACCAGCAGGCAGAGAGCCUUCCUUUUCCGAUUCUCUAUUUCCUUUCCUCAUUCCCAAUCUCCGAUCCAUCCCUAAAAACAACUGACGAGAGAUCGAUGAUGAUGAAGAUGCCUUGGAGGAGGAAGAGCAGGAGCUUCCAUCUUCAGCUACAAGGGGCAAUUGGUACCAUUCAAUCUCCAUUCCUAUUCUUAUUUACCAAUUAUUGCCAUUCUUCUACUUCCACACUUGAAGAUGCACGCUUCUUGACAAAUAACUUCAAAUCUGCUUCUUUUACCCGCCUUGAUGAUGCCAUUGCUUCCUUUAAUCAUGUAAUUCAUAAGCAUCCUCUUCCUUCUAGGGCUCAAUUUAGUAGAUUCUUAUCUGCCCUCCUGAAAAUGAAACAAUAUCACACUGUCUUUUCCAUGUCCAAAACAAUUGAAUUGCUAGGAAUCUCACACGAUGUUUAUUCUCUUAGCAUCUUAAUUAAUUGCUUCUGCCAUUUACACCUUGUGGAUUUUGGUUUCUCUGUUGUUGGUAAGAUGCUCAAAUUGGGAUUGGAGCCUGACGUUGUGACAUUUACUACCUUAAUUAAUGGGCUUUGUAUAGAGAGCAAAAUCGACAAAGCAGUGGAAUUUUUCGAUGAUAUGGUUGCACGUGGUUAUCAACCUAAUGUUCGUACUUUCAAUGUGAUAGUAAACGGAUUGUGUAAAUUUGGGAAAACAAAUGUGGCUAUUGGGCUACUAAAGGGAAUGGCUGAUAGAGGUUGUGAGCCAAAUGUUGUGACAUACAGUGCAAUCAUUGACGCCCUUUGCAAGGAUGAGCUAGCUGGUGAGGCUUUAGAGCUCUUCUCUCAAAUGAGGAAUAAGGGCAUUUCACCUAAUGUCAUCACUUACACUAGUUUAAUUCAUGGUGUUUGCAAAUUUGGUCAAAAGAACCAAGCUUUGGCCUUGAUGAAUGAAAUGGUGGAGCAGAACAUAUUUCCAAAUGUUUAUACCUUCAAUGUAUUGAUUGAUGCUCUUUGUAAGGAUGGAAUGGUUUCAGAGGCUCAAAAUACAUUCAAUGUAAUGAUUCAAAGAGGUUUAGAGCCUGAUGUGAUCACAUACACUUCCUUAAUUGAUGGUCUUUGCAUUUCAGACCAAUUCAAGGAAGUUUUGGCCUUGUUGAAAGAAAUGGUGGAGAGGAACAUAUCCCUUGAUGUUUUUACCUUCAAUAUAUUGAUCGACACUCUUUGUAAGAAAGGACUGGUUUCAAAUGCACCAAAUAUAAUAAAAAUAAUGAUUCAAAGAGGUGUGCAACCUACUAUUGUCACUUAUAAUUCAAUGAUGGAUGGAUAUUGUCUAAGCAACCAAAUUGAUAAGGCUAGAAAGCUAUUUGAUCUGAUGGUGACUAAUGAAAUAGCUAACAUUUUUAGCUACAACAUUUUGAUCAAUGGAUAUUGUAAGUGCAAAAUGAUAGAUGAUGCAAAAGAGCUUUUUGAUGAAAUGUCUCAUAAAGGUUUAGUUCCUGAUGUUGUUACUUAUUCUACUCUUAUAAAGGGUAUGUUUCAAGCAGGGAGGCCCCAAAAUGUAAAAGAGCUCUUUAAGGAUAUGUGCUCUCAUGGUCAACAGCCAGAUAUAGUAACCUUCUCAAUUAUGAUUGAUGGCUUGUGUAGACAAGGGAAUCUCGAUGAAGCACUUACACUAUUGAAAGCAAUGGAGAAAAGUCAGUUGAAGCCUAAUUUUGUGAUCUAUAGCAGUCUGAUCAAUGGUACUUGCAAGGAUAUGACUACAACUUCACCUUUCUAACCAUAAAGGGCGCAGGAUAUACGGUCCCAAAAUACAAGGUAAGAGAAUCACUAGACUUCUACAGCUGUUGGUUGGAUGAAAUGUCACUAAAAUUAUAAACAGAAAAUUUUAUGGGAAUUGAGGGAAAAGCAAACGUUCUCUUUGUCAAUAUGGUAUAUAACGGAUAUAUUUUAGUGUUGGACCACCGUUUGAGUUAUUUAUAUGGUGCAUUUUGCGAUACAUUUAUUGGUGUUAUGAAUGUGAAACGCAUUAUUUCUUACUGUUUGAGAUGUUAGUUAAGUUAGGCAAGAAAAGUUAUUUUGGUUGUCUCUUUUCUCCUUUCAGCAGUAUAUAAUGAGACAUUUUAUGUUUUUACCACUUUCUAAACCUUGUAAUGUACUUUUUCUUUUUUGCUU
Messenger RNA from Manihot esculenta (cassava), 2185 nucleotides. Its product is annotated as putative pentatricopeptide repeat-containing protein At1g12700, mitochondrial. The transcript is spliced from 3 exons. The record is from RefSeq and is a predicted model, not a curated record. NCBI's taxonomy places the organism in Eukaryota, Viridiplantae, Streptophyta, Magnoliopsida, Malpighiales, Euphorbiaceae. Gene Ontology annotation, molecular function: protein binding. The coding region runs from base 123 to 1790 and encodes 555 amino acids.